Messenger RNA from Lasiodiplodia theobromae, 1290 nucleotides. RefSeq names its product Beta-glucanosyltransferase. Bases 1 to 1290 code for a protein of 429 amino acids. Gene Ontology annotation, cellular component: fungal-type cell wall; cytoplasm. The transcript has 2 exons. NCBI's taxonomy places the organism in Eukaryota, Fungi, Ascomycota, Dothideomycetes, Botryosphaeriales, Botryosphaeriaceae. Gene Ontology annotation, biological process: fungal-type cell wall (1->3)-beta-D-glucan biosynthetic process. Gene Ontology annotation, molecular function: 1,3-beta-glucanosyltransferase activity. The record is from RefSeq and is a predicted model, not a curated record.
AUGCAGCUCUUCACCGGCGCCCUUGUCGCUAGUUUGGCAGUCUCUGCCCAUGCCAUCGCUACGAUUUCCGUCAAGGGCUCCAAGUUCUUCACCAGCGAUGGCGACCAGUUCUACGUCAAGGGUGUUGCUUACCAGCUUAUUCCUGACGACCCAUUGAUCAAUUCCACCCAGUGCCAGCUCGAUGCCGACCUCAUGGAGGAUCUGGGCGCCAAUUCGAUCCGCGUGUACCAUGUCGACCCCACUGGUGACCACCAGAAGUGUAUGGACAUCUUCGCCGACAAGGGAAUCUACCUCUGGCUUGACCUCGACACCUUCGACACCCAGAUCGAGCAGACCAACCCUCACUGGAACGAGAGUCAGCUCUCUGCUUUCCAGAAGGUCAUGGAUGAGUUCCAGCAGUACGACAACACUGCUGGCUUCUUCGUCGGCAAUGAGGUUCUGACCACCGGCAAUGGCUCUGUCGCUGCUCCGUAUGUCAAGGAAGCUGCCCGUGAUCUCAAGGCCUACCGCAACAGCAAGAGCUACCGCGAAAUUCCCGUUGGAUAUUCUGCUGCCGACAUUGCCUCUCUUCGCCCCAUGCUCCAAAACUACCUUGCCUGCAGCACCAACACUUCUGAGAACAUCGACUUCUACGCUCUGAAUGCGUACGAGUGGUGCGGCGACUCUACCUACACUCUGUCCGGCUACUCGGAGCUCCAGAAGAACGCAUCCGAUUACAACAUUCCAAUCUUCUUUUCUGAGACUGGUUGCAACACCGUCAGGCCGCGUACCUUCAGCGACCAGGCCGCAAUCUUCGGCGACAAGAUGGCUGACACCUGGAGCGGUUCCAUCAUCUACGAGUGGAUCGAAGAGGCUAAUGACUACGGAAUCGUCAGCUACGGCGACAAGGUCGACGCUACUGCCUCUGGCGCUCCUCCGGACGGUUAUCCGCGCUCCGGUACCCCAACUCCCGUCAGCCCAGACUUCUCAAACCUGAAGAAGCAGUGGGCCACUUUGACUCCCACCGGUGUCAAGAAAUCUGCCUACUCUCCUAGUCUGACCGCACCUGCUUGCCCAAGCUAUACCUCCGGCGUCUGGGAGGUUAACGGUGCCGUUUCGCUUCCCACGCUUGGACAGACGUACGACUCAGCCGUCCAAAGCAGCAUCACUGCAGGUACUGCGGCGACUGCUACCGGCACUGCCGCUUCUGCUAGCGCUACCUCGACGGGUGCCGCCAGCCCUGCCAAAGAGGUGAAAGGCAUGGGCAUCGGUCUCGCCGGUGUCCUUGCAGGCGCUGUUUUCUGGUUGUGA